Molecule: messenger RNA, 1757 nt
Organism: Gallus gallus (chicken)
Lineage: Eukaryota; Metazoa; Chordata; Aves; Galliformes; Phasianidae
Gene: TOE1
Product: target of EGR1, member 1 (nuclear)
Exons: 7
Coding region: 42-1646 (534 amino acids)
Biological process (GO): snRNA 3'-end processing
Cellular component (GO): cytoplasm; Cajal body
Molecular function (GO): metal ion binding; 3'-5'-RNA exonuclease activity; snRNA binding
Source: RefSeq, a predicted model, not a curated record
GGCGAGGAAGGCCCGGGGCGGCGCGUGGGGGAGCGGCGGCCAUGGCGCGGGGACAGGUGCCGGUGGUGGACGUGCAGAGCGACAACUUCACGGAGCUGUGGCCCUCCAUGGUGCUGGCGCUGCGCACCGCUACCUUCAUCGCUGUGGACACGGAGCUGAGCGGCCUGGGGGCCAGGAAGGCGCUGCUGAGCCCGUGCAUUGACGAGCGCUACAAAGCCGUCUGCAACGCCGCCCGGACGCGCUCAGUCCUGUCUCUCGGCAUCGCUUGCUUCAAACAACUCCCGGAGAAGUCCGAGAACACGUUCCUCUGCCAGAUCUACAACCUGACGCUGCUCUGCACAGAGGAUUACAUCGUCGAGCCGCAGUCGGUGCAGUUCCUGGUGCAGCACGGCUUUGACUUCAAUAAGCAGUACUCCCAGGGGAUCCCCUACCACAAAGGCAACGAUAAGGGCAAUGAGAGCCAGAGCCAGAGCGUUCGGACUUUUUUCCUGGAACUCAUACGAGCAAAGAAGCCCCUCAUCCUCCAUAAUGGCCUGAUUGAUCUCGUCUUCUUGUACCAGUGCUUCUAUGCUCAUCUCCCAGACAGUCUUGGCACCUUCACCUCUGAUCUCUCAGAAAUGUUUCCAGCAGGAAUAUACGACACUAAAUAUGCUUCAGAGUUUGAGACCCGCUUUGUCGCAUCCUACUUGGAAUACGCUUACAAGAAGUGCAAGCGAGAGAACGGCAAGCUGAAGGACUCCAGCAGCCAGCACAUCUCUGUGGAGUUCUGCAGCUACCCUGCCAACAUGUCACGCUACAUCGACUAUCGCCACUGCUCUCUGGAAGAAGCAAGCCACAGCGAGGGAGAGGCAAAUAAGGUGCCUGUAUGUGAGAAAUUCUCGGCCUAUGGCUGGUGUCCAAAUGGAGUGAAGUGUCCACAGUCUCAUAACAUUGACCUCAUAAUUGAUGAGGACGAUAAGCUUUGUGAGAAGGCGAAGAAACGGAAACACAGGCGGAAGCGUCGGAAAAAUGCAGAAGAACCUGAAAAGGCAUUAGAACAGGAAAGCUCAGGGAAAGAAAUGGAGCUAAUUCAGAAUGGGGAGGAGGAACCACCACGAAAACAGAGCUGCUAUGAACCUGCCAACGCUGAUGGCAGGCCACGGGAGGAGGAAAACUCCACUGCUAUGGAACCAGAGGGCAGCUCAGACACCAGUACACAUGGUGGGAGGCAGGGAGAGGAUCUGAGGAGUGCUGAAGAAACUGCUGCUCUGAGCCCUUCUGCCAAGGCCAAUGCCCAUGACAAUGACCAAGUGGAAGGGAACUCAGAGGUCUUUGCCAGAACAGUUUCAACCAAUCACCCAGACGUCCCUGAGACUGAAGCAGCAUGUGCUGCAGGAAAGCAAAAUGCAUCCCAGGGGCCAUCUUCACAAGUGGGAACCCACCGAGCUGGCUUUGAUGCCUUCAUGACUGGCUAUGUUAUGGCUUAUGUCUGGAUGCUUAAGAAACGAAAAAGCACAGACACUGAGGCAGAGCCAUGGUGUCCGGACUGUCAUAAUAAGCUGUACCUCAGUGGGAAAUCAGUGCCACUUCAGAUAGUGAAAAGCUCUUUUUCUAAGUCUUCCGCAGCUCACAACCAGAAGAUGAAGUUGGUUUGGGCCACUGGAUAGAGCUAGGAGACUCCUCACUGAACUGGGUGUUUUUCCCCACAGUUGUUAAAGGGGAGCAAGUUUCUUGUCCUCCAUUUUAACCUCUGACCAAUUAAAUUGCUCUCAAUUGGA